UUUGUGGGGCACUGCUGUCGGCGACUCGUCGCCAUUACGGGGCUGCGGGUGAAGCUGUAAGGAAGAUGUCGCCAUGAAGGUGGCCGAGACUCCUGAGCUGCGCCGACCCCGCUGCCGGGCCAUGAGCCUGGGCUUUGGCCUCAGCCACCGCCGCCGCCUCCUUUCUUCCUCCCGCAGUAGUAGCGCCCCCGCGGCGCCCGUGGAUGCUCCGGCGUUCCCCCGCGCAAGUAGCAGCAUCGGCUCUCACCGACGACGGGAUGGACAAGAGCAACCCCUGCGGCUCCAACCUCGGCCCCGGUUCUUCGGCGGCGGGAGGCAAAGGGCAGCAGCCCCGCUCUAACUCGGCCGGACCGGCCGGGGGAGAGUCAAAGCCCAAAGGCGAUGGAAAAAAUACAAAUGGUUCCAGGCAGCGUUAUAAUCGUAAGCGAGAAACUUCAUAUCCAAAAAAUGAGAGCUUUCCCAGCCAGCCCCGUCGCUCCACUUCACAGAAAAGCAAAGCUUUUAAUAAGAUGCCCCCUCAGAGGGGAGGACAUGGCAGUGGUUGCAAACCUUUUAGUGCUUCUUUUAAUGGUGGAAGACGAGAAGAGGUAGCAGAGGCUCAACGGGCAGAGUUUAGCCCUGCCCAGUUUUCUGGUCCUAAGAAGAUUAGUCUGAACCACUUACUGAAUUUUACCUUUGAACCCCGUGGCCAUGCAAGCCACUUUGAUGGAAGUAGCCGGGGCAGCUGGGGGAGAAGGAACAAGUGGGAGAACAAACCUUUCAACAAGGAGCUCUUUCUGCAGGCCAACUGCCAGUUUGUGGUGUGUGAUGAGCAGGACUACACAAUUCACUUCACUGACCCAGAUACCUUGGUCAACUGGGACUUUGUGGAACAAGUGCGAAUCUGCAGCCAUGAAGUACCCUCCUGUCCAAUAUGCCUCUACCCACCUGCUGCAGCUAAGAUCACCCGCUGUGGGCACAUCUUCUGCUGGCCAUGUAUCUUGCACUAUCUCUCUUUGAGUGAGAAGACUUGGAGUAAGUGCCCCAUCUGUUACGGCUCUAUUCACAAGAAGGACCUCAAGAGUGUGGUUGCUCUGGAAACUCGCCAGUAUGCAGUUGGUGAUACAAUUACAAUGCAGCUGAUGCAGCGGGAGAAGGGAGCCCUGAUGGCAUUGCCAAAGUCAAAGGUGAUGCUGAAUGUGGAGCAGCCUAUUCACCUGGGAGAUAAGCAACACAGUCAAUAUUCAAAGCUCCUUCUAGCUUCCAAGGUUCAAGUGCUGCAGGAGGUAAUUGCAGAGGAGAAGGUGGCCCUCCUACAGCAGUAUGAGGAGGACAAGUACACACCUGAAGCAUGUUUCAUUGAAGCAGCCAUCCAGGAGCUGAAGGAUCGAGAGGACUCCUUGGUCUCUGGCAGAAAUAGAGAUGAUGAUGUUGCAGAGACCACAGCAGCAGUGGAAGAAUUAGUCCUGAUGGACUCCUCUGACAAAGAAGCAACAGGGGCCCUGGAGAGAAAGUGUGUUCUUGAGUAUCGUUCUGCUUUUGAUGAAGAGGUCCUGGAACCUCCUCCUGAAGAUUCUGCCAGUGCUAUCCUGCCCCCCUCUGAGACUGAAGAGGAGGCAGUGGUGGAUGAUACUGAAGAUUCUGUGGACACAGCAGGCCCAAAUGAACUGGGUGAGGCUGGUCUGCCUGAAGCUGCCUGUGAGGAAUCGCAGUUACCUUCAGUGUCCAGCAGUGGGCGCCCAAGUAGUUCUCCAUGCUACUAUUUUUACCAAGCGGAGGAUGGGCAGUGUCUGUACCUUCACCCAGUGAAUGUUCGUUGCCUUGUGCAUGAGUAUGGCAGCCUGGAGAAGAGUCCAGAGACUAUCACUGCCACUGUGGUUGAGAUAUCGGGACACUCCAUGACAGAGGAUGUUCGGCAGCGUCAUCGUUACCUGUGUCACUUGCCACUCACCUGUGAGUUCAGUAUCUGUGAACUGGCUUUGAAACCUCCUGUGAUUUCAAAGGAAACUUUGCAGAUGUUUGCAGACGACAUUGAAAAAAGAAAGCGCCUGAGACAGAAAAAAGCUCGUGAUGAGCGGCGUCGGGAACGCAGAAUUGAGUUGGAGGAAAACAAGAAGCAGGGCAGAUAUCCAGAGGUUCGUAUUGCUUUAGAGAACCUGCAGCAGUUUCCUGCCGUCAGCUCUUACUCAGAGGAACUCUGUGGCAUGGAGAACCAGAGCAGUGCUCUGCAGUCACUACACCCUGUGUCUCAACCAGAAUCUUUCAUUCCACUGUCACCUACAGCCAGCCUUGGCAGCCCCUCUCUCUGUGUUGGGAGCCCCUCUGUGUGUGUUGGGAGCCUAGAGGAAGAAUCUCCCCUCCCCUCAUUUGCUCAGAUGUUGCGGGCUGGGAAAGCUAAACCAGAAACAUGGCUGAAAACUGUCCCAAAGAAGAAAGAAGAGAACACCAGCCUGGCACCUCCUGCCCCAGGGGACAGUGAUGGGGAGAGUGAUAAUUCAGACCGAAUACCUGUGCCUAGUUUCCAGAAUUCCUUCAGUCAAGCAAUGGAAGCAGCCUUCCUAAAGCUGGACAAGCCAUCCUCUGCUAGCCACUUCUUGGAAGAGAAAAAAGGCAAGAAAAAGAAACAGAAACAAACACUGCUGUUCAGCACUUCAGUGGUUCAUACAAAAUAAUCUUGGUAAUUGACAGGUUUCUUCUCUUGGUUUCUUUUGUUUGCUUUGUGGUUUUGCUGCUGUAGAUAAGUAUUUAAGUUUCAGCUGAAUAAAGUGUUUCUGGAGCUGGGCUGUGGUGGGGAUUCAAAACAAGUGUAUGCUCACUUAAUUCACUUGUUGAUACCAAAAUAAAGUAUUGAAACUCACAACCCUUUAGCCAAUGUUUCAGGUUGUGCCAAGAUUAAUUUUAGCCUUUGUGUUGGGGGGUGGGGGCAUUACUGCCAGCAUGGUGCACUAGAGGCAAAGUUACCGAUAUUAAGCUUGUGUGGAAGAGUCUAGUGAAUACAAACAGGCUGAGUAACAUGUCUUCUUGCACCUGCUCCUCUGGAAAGAAUACAUGGGUCUGCCUCUAGAGCACACAUACAGAUUAAGACUUCUAAUAUCAAAAGAAUGGGGUGGUGGUAAAAUAGUUUGGUUGCUAAUUGUAUCUUCUGCAGUCCUUGCACAUUGAGGGGAAGGGCUUUCUGGUAAAGCAGUAAGAGGCUCAGAGCUACUGUGUUCAGUCUGGCGAGUCUGCUGUGUCUUAUGCUAUCAUAAGAGCAAGGAACAGAAUAUGAAAAGGUAACAUGGUUAAUCAGCCUGGCCCAAAGGCCAUGGACAUACUGGCCACCUUGGUGUGAUGGUGGGGUUAACUUGAUUGGCUAUUUUGGCCAUUCUUCUCUCAUUAAAAAAAUCAUUUUGCAUUGCUUGUGGCUUAAUUGGAAACUUACUAAAAGCUGUAUUGAAUACAAUGAGUUUCAUGUAUCAUACCAGCAAAGGCAAACAGUUGCAAUAAAACAUGUGAAUAACA
Gekko japonicus is the source of this 3480-nucleotide messenger RNA. It is a transcript of the gene RNF10, whose product is annotated as ring finger protein 10. Gene Ontology annotation, biological process: positive regulation of myelination; positive regulation of transcription by RNA polymerase II. The coding region runs from base 204 to 2651 and encodes 815 amino acids. Gene Ontology annotation, molecular function: transcription cis-regulatory region binding; metal ion binding. The record is from RefSeq and is a predicted model, not a curated record. NCBI's taxonomy places the organism in Eukaryota, Metazoa, Chordata, Lepidosauria, Squamata, Gekkonidae. The transcript is spliced from 18 exons.